Messenger RNA from Aspergillus heteromorphus CBS 117.55, 813 nucleotides. Its product is annotated as oxidase ustYa family protein. The transcript has 4 exons. Bases 1 to 813 code for a protein of 270 amino acids. Gene Ontology annotation, biological process: mycotoxin biosynthetic process. Lineage: Eukaryota; Fungi; Ascomycota; Eurotiomycetes; Eurotiales; Aspergillaceae. The record is from RefSeq and is a predicted model, not a curated record.
AUGGCUUCGUUGUGGAAGGUAACUCGGUCCUAUUGGGCUAGGAUCUCAUCACCCUAUCUCCCGGUCCGCAGCACUGAAGACGUUGAUGAGAUUGACGAGCCACUUGGAACCGAGUCAAAGAACAGUGUUCAGCCAAACGAUUCAUUUCAUCUGCGAUACUUUUGGCCAAGUCUUUGCUUUCUAAUAGGCUCAAUUGCAUUCUCAACCGUUCUUUCAUCCCAUUCACCGUCAGAUGGCUACUGCGAAGGGAAACUCUGGGCUUGGAGUCCCAUGCUCGGCAAUGCAAAGUACAAAUGGCAACAGCUGGAUGCGGAAAUGCUACCAGACGCGUUAUAUGGAGGCCCUCCUUCCGAUGAGCGACGGAAUGCCUGGGAUCAAACCAUGGAAGAUGGCUUUAUUGGCUUUCCCCGGAACCAGAUGAAUAAGAUUAACAAAUCUAUCGAUGAAGACUGGUGGUGGUUACCCCCUCCGCACGAGAACCAAGUGAUCGCUGCUCCGGAAUACUAUCACCAAUUGCACUGCGUACGUCUCCUUUGGCUGCAUGCUUAUCGCGACCAGUGGGAUUACACGGAGGGGGGGAGCAUGUCGCCCUCUCGGUUUGCCGUGCACACCAAGCACUGUUACCUGGCUUUGAAGCGGAUGCUCGAGUGUCAGGCUGACAUAUCUCCGGUCUUGUUCGAGGAGGCCAGCAGCGUGGAGGGGUCUGGCGUUUGGAAGCCCCUGAAUGCGCCACAAAAGUGUAAGGAUUUCAGCGCUGUCCUUGAAUGGCACGCAGAUCAUACUGUCUGUGAGCGUCCAUGUACAUAUACAUAG